This is a messenger RNA of Astyanax mexicanus (Mexican tetra), 2855 nucleotides long. RefSeq names its product semaphorin-4A (gene sema4aa). The transcript is spliced from 14 exons. Gene Ontology annotation, biological process: negative regulation of axon extension involved in axon guidance; positive regulation of cell migration; axon guidance. Lineage: Eukaryota; Metazoa; Chordata; Actinopteri; Characiformes; Acestrorhamphidae. The record is from RefSeq and is a predicted model, not a curated record. Bases 155 to 2311 code for a protein of 718 amino acids. Gene Ontology annotation, molecular function: semaphorin receptor binding; chemorepellent activity.
GUGAAGUAUCAUUCAAGAGAAUUAUUUUUUUACUUUCAGAGAAGAAGUGCUGGUGUAAUGACUUCCUCUUCCCUUCACAGGAAGACACAGGCACGGGGUGUUUCAGUUUUAUUGUACAGGUAUUGUGAAGACUAAGAGCUAAACUGAAGAACACAUGCUGGUUGCACACAGUCUUCUCAGGUCCAUGCCGACUAUGGCAGGAGGGUAUCGAAGCUGGAAAUUUUGCUUCCUACUUUUAGGACUUUUGCACUUCACUCAAAGUUCCAUCUCUCCACGGACCACCUUCCUCCCAGGAAACCCAGGCAGAGUGUUAUCUCUGUACGAUGUCUCUGAUGCGCUGAACACCACAGUACUGCUGCUCAGUCCAGAUGCUACAACCCUGUUUGCUGGUGCUAGAAACGCUGUGCUUUCAUUGGACGUCAGUCAGCCUGAUGUCAUCACACUGAAAAGAAAGCAUGACUGGGCACCAAAGGAUGCUCGAGAUAGAUGUGGGACCGACCAGCUGAAGAAUUGUGCCAACUUCAUCCGCGUCUUGCAGUUCAUCAACUCUACUCAUCUGUACACCUGCGGGUCAUUUGCUCUCAAACCUCAUGACAUAAUCCUUACUGCAGAUACCCUGUCAGUCAGCAGGAUCACUCAGUCUGCUAAAGGUCGCUGUCCGUAUAAAGGAUCUGAGAGAAACACAGCUGUUUUUGUUGAUGGAGAGCUCUAUACCGCCACAACAAAUGACUAUAGUGGAAAUGAACCCAUUAUUUCACGCCAUUUCAGCAAAGAACCGAAAAAUGACCUCAGUCUUGAAAAGUUGCAGAACAUACUCAAUGAACCUACAUUCAUCAGCUCCUUCUACACCCCUAGUGAGGGGAAGGUGUUCUUAUUCUUCAGGGAGGACGAAGCAGAGUACAACUUUAUGCAACGAUUCACUGUAUCACGUGUGGCACAAGUUUGUAUAGAUGACAAUGGAGGGCAACGUGUCCUUCAGAAGCGCUGGACAACAUUUGCUAAGUCUCAGCUUGUGUGCCAAAGGGAGAAACAACUGCCCUUCAAUUUGCUCCAGGAUGUCGUGAUGGUGCCACCACCAGAAGGCGAAUCACCUGAUAAAACCCUGUUCUAUGGCAUAUUUACAUCUCAAUGGCUAUCUGGUCAGUCUGCAGUGUGUGCUUUUACACUAAGAGACAUUAAAGCAGUGUUCUCAGGAGACUACAAGACCUACAGUUCAAAAACCAACCAGUGGACAGUCACACCUAACACAGAUGCCAAACUGGGCAAAUGUGGGUUACAUAAUGGCAGUGACGACUUGCUGAACUUGGCGAAGAAGAACUUUCUGACUGCUAAGCCUGUGAAGUCUGUGGAUCAGAAGCAGCUUCUUACAGCCACAGAACAGCUAUACAGUCGAAUCACAGCUCAGAGAGUCCAGGCUGCUAAUGGCCACACCUAUACUGUCCUCUACCUGCUUACUGGGACUGGAUUCCUACAGAAGGCUGUACUGCUAAAAGACAGAGCCCAUAUUAUUGAAGAGAUUCAAGUUUUUAAGCAACCGCAGAUCCUUACAAGUAUACUUCUGUCUGCAACAAAGGGUAUGGUGUUCGUGGGCUUCUCUGAAGGUGUGAUAAGGGUCCCUGUGUCGAACUGCUCCUUCUACUCGAGUUGUGCAGAGUGUGUGCUGGCACGAGACCCAUUCUGCAGCUGGGACUCACAGGGGAAAGGCUGUGUUCCAGUCUCCAACAUGUAUUCCAGCUUACAUCAAGAUGUAGAGAAUGGGAGUGUUAAAGAGCAAUGUGAAGACUUGGAACAUCAGAAUGGCACACCUGUCCCAAAAGUGGUACGGGCUCAUCUUAACCGGUUGGUGAAGCUGCCGUGUCACUCAAGCUCCCGACUGGCAAAAGUAAGCUGGAGGUUUGCUAAUCACAGCACUGUGCCUCAGACCCGCUUCCUGCAGCAUGGAGACGGCAGCCUGGUCUUCCGUGCCACCCCCAGCAACGCCCUGGAGUUCCAGUGUGUUACUGAAGAGCAGGGAUUUCAGAAGAUUGAAGCGAUCUUCUCUCUGAAGGUGCAGGCUUCCCCGCAUUCCUACAUCACUGCACAGCAGCAUGGUGUAGAGUUGGAGCUGAUGCCUCAACCUCUUUUGGACAAAGACACACCUCAAAAGACCUACUAUAAUGAGAUGGUUGCGCUCUCCUUUCUGUUUGUUGUGGCUCUCUGUGUGAUCGCUGUCGGUGCAGUUCUGUGGAGGAAGAAGAGUCAAAAUAAACCUGUUACUGAAUAUGCAACUAAUGAAGAUUUCUCCAUUGAAAGGAGUGUUACAACACCUUAAAUAAAAGUAUUUAAUAGUUAAAAGAACCUAGAGAUUUACACAAACACACACACUGUAGUUACAUCUUAAAUUUACUGUCAUCUGACCAAUUGCAACAUGAACCAUGAUGCUCUAAUUUGGUCUUUGGUGGUCAGGGAUUUUAAAAAGCUGGUCCGCUAUGUGAAAACAUUACACUGUAAUGGUAAGCUAGUUUGUUAACCAGCUCCUGACUUGACUCUGUAUUGGUAGUGUACCUCAGUCUUGUUGGUCAACCAGCGUAGCUAUGCUAGGUUAUACUGGUUAUCUAGGUUGGUUGGUUUGAUCUUGCUUGUAAAAUAGCUUGAACAGCUUGGGCUGUUUCUAGAUUCUUUAAGAAUAAUAUCACCUGCUUACCUGUGUAAAAUAUUGCUUGUGUUCAUUGAUAUUACUUGUUUACUUAUGUUUAUCUAACUUAUACUAUGUUAUGCCUUGCAUUGUUUAUGUCAAGUAUUUCUUUAAAUAAGUUACCAGAUCAAGUAUUUUUGGAAUGCUGUAUAUAUUUUAUAUUAAACUAAUGGCAAAAAUA